Rhagoletis zephyria (snowberry fruit fly) is the source of this 785-nucleotide messenger RNA. Its product is annotated as protein white. Gene Ontology annotation, molecular function: ABC-type transporter activity. The record is from RefSeq and is a predicted model, not a curated record. Gene Ontology annotation, cellular component: plasma membrane; cytoplasmic vesicle membrane. NCBI's taxonomy places the organism in Eukaryota, Metazoa, Arthropoda, Insecta, Diptera, Tephritidae. Gene Ontology annotation, biological process: transmembrane transport.
UGAACAUCAACGGUGCCAUUUUCUUGUUUCUGACCAACAUGACCUUUCAAAAUGCUUUCGCUACCAUAACUGUAUUCACUUCGGAGCUGCCGGUAUUUAUGCGCGAGACGCGUAGUCGUCUUUACCGCUGCGAUACAUACUUUCUUGGUAAGACAAUUGCCGAACUACCACUCUUUUUGAUCGUUCCGCUGCUCUUCACCUCCAUUGCAUAUCCACUCAUUGGCUUACGUGCUGGCAUCGACCAUUUUCUCAUAGCACUGGCGCUUGUUACUCUGGUGGCCAAUGUUUCAACAUCAUUUGGUUACUUAGUUUCCUGCGCCUGCUCAUCGACUUCUAUGGCCCUUUCGGUGGGUCCACCAGUUAUUAUACCAUUUCUUCUUUUCGGUGGCUUCUUUUUGAACUCCGGCUCGGUGCCGGCGUACUUCAAGUGGCUGUCGUAUUUAUCGUGGUUCCGUUAUGCCAAUGAAGGUUUGCUGAUUAAUCAAUGGGCAGAUGUGAAGCCGGGUGAAAUAACUUGUACUCUAUCGAAUACCACUUGUCCAAGCUCAGGCGAAGUUAUAUUGGAGACACUGAAUUUUUCGGCGAAUGAUUUGCCUUUCGAUUUCAUCGGAUUGGCUUUGCUGAUUGUGGGUUUCCGAUUAUCCGCGUAUAUAGCGCUGACUUUACGCGCUCGCCGCAAGGAGUGAGCGGCGGAUGGAUGAGAAUUACGUUUAGUUGCAAUUUUUUCGAUUUUAAAUACAUAAUUAGUUUUGUAUGCAUAUUUUCUGAAAAUAAACUCGUAAUUU